This is a messenger RNA of Wyeomyia smithii (pitcher-plant mosquito), 1179 nucleotides long. It is a transcript of the gene Ciao1, whose product is annotated as probable cytosolic iron-sulfur protein assembly protein Ciao1. The transcript is spliced from 2 exons. Gene Ontology annotation, cellular component: cytosolic [4Fe-4S] assembly targeting complex. Gene Ontology annotation, biological process: iron-sulfur cluster assembly. The record is from RefSeq and is a predicted model, not a curated record. Gene Ontology annotation, molecular function: protein binding. The coding region runs from base 53 to 1072 and encodes 339 amino acids. NCBI's taxonomy places the organism in Eukaryota, Metazoa, Arthropoda, Insecta, Diptera, Culicidae.
UUUUUGUUUUUUGAUCAUUUUUCAUUGCUGAUAGGAUACUAAUUGUCAAAUUAUGGGGAAACUCAUUCUGCUUCAAAGUUUAUCUGGCCAUAAAGGCCGUGUUUGGGGCGCUGGUUGGCACCCACAAGGUAACAUUCUAGCCACUUGUGGUGAGGACAAAACAAUUCGGAUAUGGGCUGAGGACGGAAGCGACGGCAAUCGUUGGUUGGCUAAGGCAGUUCUAGCGGAUGGACAUAAUCGUACGAUACGAUCUGUAGCGUGGUCACCUUGUGGACAAUAUUUGGCAUCGGCUAGUUUUGAUGCAACGGUAGCGAUUUGGGAUAAAAAAUCAGGAGAUUUCGAAUGCAACGCAACUUUGGAAGGUCACGAAAACGAAGUUAAAAGUGUAGCCUGGUCAAAGUCUGGUUCAUUAUUAGCGACAUGUAGUAGAGAUAAAUCUGUUUGGGUCUGGGAAGUCGCACAAGAAGACGAGUAUGAAUGUUCCGCCGUGUUAAAUGCACAUAUGCAAGAUGUGAAAAAAGUGGAAUGGCACCCACACGAAGACUUGCUAGCUUCUGCAAGUUAUGAUAAUACGAUCAAAUUAUAUAAAGAAGAUGUUUCCGAUAAUGACUGGAGUUGCUUUAAUACACUUAUUUCACACGACUCCACAGUUUGGAGCAUUACUUUCGAUGCUAGUGGAAAACGGUUGGCUUCUUGUAGUGACGAUCAAACAGUUAAAAUUUGGCAAGAGUACAAACCAGGAAAUGAGUUUGGAGUAAGCUGCCCAGAGAAUUCUCCCGUGUGGAAAUGCGUUUGCACACUUUCCGGUUAUCAUAGUAGAAGUGUAUAUGAUGUCAGCUGGUGUAAACAAAGUGGACUGUUAGCAACGGCUUGUGGUGAUGACAUAAUUCGCAUUUUCAAAGAAGCAGAUUGUUCAAGUCCACACGAGCCAACUUUCGAGAUGGUAGCAUACAUGCAUGCUCAUACACAAGACGUAAAUACUGUCCAAUGGAAUCCAACUACACCUGGAUUAUUGGUCACGACUAGUGAUGAUGGAGAUGUUAAGUUGUGGAAGUUUGAACCGGAUGAAUAACCAUGUUUAAAAUUGUAUUCGAUUUUUAUUACUUUUUACGAAUAAUCGCAACAUGUUAAUUAAAAAAAAAGAAAGAGAUAAUUUUUGGUUAUCCUGCUGAAUCACAA